Epithele typhae is the source of this 591-nucleotide messenger RNA. RefSeq lists its product as uncharacterized. NCBI's taxonomy places the organism in Eukaryota, Fungi, Basidiomycota, Agaricomycetes, Polyporales, Epitheliaceae. Gene Ontology annotation, molecular function: ubiquitin binding. The record is from RefSeq and is a predicted model, not a curated record. Bases 1 to 591 code for a protein of 196 amino acids. The transcript has 6 exons.
AUGGGAGAGAUCGUGAAUGUCGUUGUAGCUGUCGCCGUGAUUGUACUGGUCGUGCGCUGGGCCGCCUCCAGUGGAAAAGAUGCCUCGGGGGCCCCGUCGCCCUCGUCCGUGUUGGGGUUCCGGCCGAGGAAUGUAACAAACGAGAUGGUCGACGCCGUGCACAAUAUGUUCCCAGAUAUCCCAAAAGACAACAUCCGCUUCGACCUACUAAGGACAGGAGACACCCAACUCACCUCCACCAAGAUCCUCGAACGUGGUUUCCUCCCCGCCCCCCCGCCCGCCUACUACACCAUCUACCCACGCAGCGCCGACACCCCAGCACCCGCACAGCCCGCCGCCACGCCCGCCGCCGGCCCGUCAAAGCCAAAGCAGCCAGCGAAUCUCCUCACGCGCUACCACCUCGAGUCGCGCGCGGCGAGCACCGGGGUGAGCGUGGCCGCGUCACCCGAGCAGGCGGGCGGCAAGGCGGUCUGGGAGGACACGGCGGAGAAGCGGGAGGCGAGCCUGCGCGAGCGCAAGGCGCAGAUGAUCCUCGCUGCGAGAGAGCGAAUGCGCGCACAGCGGGAGAAGGAGACGGCCAGGACUGUGUGA